GAUGGACAUGAAAGUUCAUUAAAUAGAGACUGAUAGUAAAAUGUUAAGAUACUAAUAUUAAAUACAAGUAACUUUUUUAUUAUUUGAUGAUUAUUAACUGUGUGAACACUUUGUAAGCCCAAAAAUUAGUGGAGAGAAGAUUCUAAUGUGACCAGUGUUUGAUAAGAAAUGCAGCGAAAAAUUAAGUAAAUAUAUAUUAUCUCUCUCGAAAUAGAUACCCUAGGUUUAAGCAGUAAUUCUGCUGAUAAACACUUGUAUCAGGUUAAAAAUAAAAAUUCGCCAAUUCCUUUCCCACGCAUCACCCGUACUCAUCAAGCAAGAUUUGGCGCUCUUCGCGACCUUAAACCCCAUUCAAUUGUGUAACUAAAUGUUUCAAGCAUCUAUCAAAACCAUAACACUUGAACCGGUUCAGAUGCAGGACUAAUAAGCGACCAAAAAACCUACAACCGGUGAUGAUUUAAAUUUUGUUCACGUGGAAAAAAUGCCGUCGAUCGCACCACUACAAUCAUCCUAGACGGCGCGCGCUCUCUCACGCACAACAAACACGUGAAUCGCGUCGCAGGCGUCGUCACAGAAACGGGCAAAAGGUUGAUAAGAAGAGCAUCGAUUCGGGCAUCUAUAAAAACCGCGACCAAACAACCCGCUGGUGAGAAGUGGCAACUUUAGUCUCUCGUUAGCUCGCGAUUCGCGCGUACACUGUUCCGUAAGAUCGUGCCGUUUGGCGUACAUUCGGCAAAAAGUUUGCAUCCGUUUGUGAAACACAUUACAUUCCGCCCAUCAUACGCGUGCCGUCGACAAACCAAUCAUGCAAAUAGUGUUCACCAUCAAUGGGAAGGUGCAUAAAGCGAACAGCGCAACCGUCCCGAUCGAUACCUCGCUCGGAACUUAUCUGCGCUACCAUGCACAGCUCAAAGGUACCAAAUUUAUGUGUCGCGAGGGUGGCUGUGGUGCCUGCAUCGUCAACAUUAGCAGCCAGCAUCCCGUUACGAAGGAUAUCAUAUCGCGAGCGGUGAACUCGUGUCUAUUUCCACUGUUCUCCUGCAAUGGAUUGGAUAUCGUUACGAUCGAAGGCAUCGGUAACAAGCUGGAUGGAUAUCAUGCUACCCAACGUCGGCUGGCACACUUCAACGGGACACAAUGCGGAUUCUGUUCACCCGGCAUGGUCAUGAACAUGUACAGUUUGUUGGAAGCGAAAAAGGGAAAGGUCACAAUGGAGGAGGUUGAGAAUUCGUUUGGUGGCAAUAUCUGCCGCUGUACCGGCUAUCGGCCCAUUCUCGAUGCAUUCAAAUCGCUCGCUAUUGAUGCUGAUCCGAAACUGCUCGAAGCCUGUCAGGAUAUAGAGGAUGUUCCACGAAUUUGCCCAAAAAGUCGGGAAGGCAAUCCCUGCUCUGGCAAGUGCUCGAUGGCAGCCCAGUGUGAGGAGGCGAACGAUAUUCAUCUGUUGUUUGCAAGCGGCCACGAGUGGUACAAGGUGGAAAAUGUACAGGCAAUCUUUCGGAUUUUCGAUAACAUAGAAUCACGACCGUACAUGCUGGUUGCUGGUAACACUGCCACGGGUGUAUAUCGACGACCCGACAAUCUGGAAGUGUUCAUCGACAUCACCUCAGUGGCAGAUCUGCGAGUGAACUACUUUAACGAUGCUUUGAUCAUCGGAGCCAACGUAACGCUGACCGAACUGAUGGGCAUCCUAGAUGAAGCUACCGUCGCAAAUGGGUAUGAGUACUGCCGCGAAAUGGUUAAACAUCUUGACCUGAUCGCUAACGUACCAGUGCGCAACGUAGGUACAAUCGCCGGGAAUCUAAGUAUUAAACAUCAGCAUCGUGAUUUUCCAUCCGAUGUGUAUCUACUACUCGAAGGUGUUGGCGCACGCCUAACAAUCGCCACCUCAACCACAUCAACGAAAGUCGUCACGGUGGAGGAAUAUCUGUCGAUGAAUAUGACCAAACGUAUCAUUGUGAACAUUCUACUGUACCCGCUAAAUGGCGAAGAAUAUUGUUUGCGCACCUACAAAGUGAUGCCACGGGCACAGAAUGCACACGCGUACGUUAAUGCAGUUUUUCUGCUGCAAUUCCAAGAGUCCGGAUUGUUGCGCACUGCUUCCAUCUGCUACGGUGGUAUCAAUCCGGGCUUUACCCAUGCUGUCCAGCUUGAGAGUUUUCUCGUCGGGAAAGAUAUCUUCCAACAAUCCGUUCUCCGAGAGGCAUUACAGGUGCUUAACAAUACGAUCACCCCAAAUUACGUUCCACCGGACGCAAGCGCGGAGUAUCGGAAGCAUCUUGCAGUGACACUUUUCUACCGAGCGAUUCUGAGCAUCGCUGAAGAUCGUGGCGUGCAACUCAAUGCGCUGUACUCGAGUGGUUUGCAGCUAUCUAAGCGCAUGCUUUCGAAAGGUCAACAAACGUACGACACAAUACAGCAAAACUGGCCAGUAACGAAAAACAUUCCCAAAGUCGAAGGACUAUCCCAAACAGCCGGAGAAGCAGAUUACACCGAUGAUAUUCCAAACCUUCCGGGGCAACUGUUCGGUGCCUUUGUACUCGCCACGAAACCACGCACCAGUAUCCUUCGCAUAGACCCAACGGAAGCACUUGCAGGCACAGGCGUGGUGGCAUUCUAUUCCGCACAAGACAUACCCGGCACCAACAACUUUAUGCCAGUGGAACUGGGCAACAAGGAAGUGGAGGAAAUAUUCUGCAGUGAUCGUGUGCUCUACCAUGGUCAACCGGUAGGUAUUAUUCUUGCCGAAACAUACGACGAAGCGUACCGAGCAGCAAAACUGGUGAAUGUUGAAUACGGCCCAUCGGACGGUCAACCCAUCCUGCCCACAGUAAAAGACGUGAUCAAGGCUGAUCGUACCGAGCGCAUACAUGUAAGCGAUGAGGUGCAGAUCGGAGAAAGAUACGAGGCCGGAUGUGGAUCGAUCCGACUGGAGGGAAAUUUUGAUCUGCCGAGCCAGUACCAUCUUUCGAUGGAAACGCAACAGUGCGUUUGCGUACCGAUCGAUGAUGGCAUGGAUGUGUACAGCUCGACACAGUGGGUAGACAUCUGCCAGAUCGCGAUCGCACGCGCCUUGAGUAUCCCAGAGAACAGUCUCAACUUCCGCAUUCGGCGCUUGGGUGGUGCAUUUGGGUCGAAAAUUUCACGUGCGUCACAGAUCGCUUGUGCCUGUGCCAUUGCGGCACAUUUCUCGCAACGUCCAGUACGAUUGAUCAUGUCACUGGAAGAUAAUAUAGCCGCGAUCGGGAAGCGCUCGGCAUGCGCCAGUCGAUACGAGAUAGAGGUUAACGAUCGCGGUCAAGUGCAGCGAUUGCUUAACCAAUUCUAUCAGGACUCUGGCUGUACCCUGAACGAACCAGUAGAGAAAGUCACGUUCUUGUUUUAUCGCAAUUGUUACGAUACGAGCAGCUGGAAGGUAAUGGGUCACAGUGUACUGACCGAAUCGGCCAGCACUACAUACUGCCGAGGGCCGGGAACAAACGAGGGUAUCAGCAUGGCCGAAAACAUGAUGGAGCACAUUGCGCAUCGACUCGGGCUAGAUCCGCUAACCGUACGCAUGGAAAACCUUACCGAGGAUAGUAAAAUCCGACAGUUACUGCCAAUGUUCGCAGAGGACGUUCAGUAUAACGCUCGCCGAACUGCGAUUUCACAAUUCAACGAAACUAAUCGUUGGAUUAAACGAGGCAUCGCAAUCGUACCGAUGAGAUAUCCCCAGUACUUUGUCGGAUCACUGCACGCACUGGUUUCGAUUUACCAUGCAGAUGGAACCGUUGCCAUUACUACCGGUGGCAUCGAUAUGGGGCAGGGUGUAAACACCAAAGUUACGCAGGUUGCCGCUCGUACUUUGGGCAUCCCGAUAAGUAUGAUACGGGUGAAAGCUAUGGCUAACAUAAGCUCACCGAACGCGAUUGUAUCCGGAGGCAGUAUGACAAGCGAUGCAGCCUGUUACGCCGUACAGCAGGCCUGUGAAAUCUUGCGAAACCGUAUUGAUCCUCUGCGACAGAAACAUCUCGAUGAGUCGUGGGAAGCCAUCACCCAACGAUGUCACCAGCAGAAUGUGGAUCUGUGUGCACUUUAUCAGUACAACGUGACCGAAAUGGAACACUACGUCGUGUGGGGUUUAGCGUGUUCCGAGCUGGAGGUUGACAUCCUUACCGGGAACGUCCAGAUUCGUCGUGUCGACAUACUAGAAGACGUCGGAGAAAGCAUCAGUCCUGGUAUCGAUAUCGGCCAGAUUGAAGGUGCAUUUGUAAUGGGUAUUGGACUGUACUUUACCGAGCAACUCGUUUACAGUGGAGAGUCCGGACAGCUACUAACUAACCGCUCCUGGAACUACAAACCACCCGGUGCCAAAGACAUCCCGGUGGACUUCCGCGUCAAGUUCCUGCAGAAGACACACAACGAAAAGUUUGUGCUGCGUUCCAAAACAACCGGUGAGCCAGCGCUCAAUAUGACCGUUUCGUUACUAUUUGCCCUUCGCAUGGCAUUGAAUUCAGCACGCAAGCAGGCGGGUCUUUCCGACGAUUGGUAUCCGAUAGACGUACCAGCGACACCCGAACAAAUAUGUCUACUCGCGGGGACCACAAUCGACCAUUUGAAAUUGGCAUAAUUUUUUUAUAUAAUAAACAUUUAUUGAAUAUAAUCAGAAUU
This is a messenger RNA of Anopheles funestus (African malaria mosquito), 4647 nucleotides long. RefSeq lists its product as uncharacterized. The transcript has 6 exons. The record is from RefSeq and is a predicted model, not a curated record. Gene Ontology annotation, molecular function: iron ion binding; FAD binding; 2 iron, 2 sulfur cluster binding. Lineage: Eukaryota; Metazoa; Arthropoda; Insecta; Diptera; Culicidae. Bases 806 to 4606 code for a protein of 1266 amino acids.